ACAAAUAUACAGCGCGUAGACUUGGUUUUUCUUCCUCUUGGCUCUUGCCGUGUGCGAGGAAAUUGGAAAAAUCACGUCUCUCCCAUUUCUUCGCAUUCAAUUUUCAAUUUUCUCAUCUGGGAAUUUUCGUUUUUCUCCCGAGUUAGAGUAAUCAUGGCGAACGGCCAAAACCAUGAGGAAUCCAGCCCACUUCUUGGACAGGUGCUUGAAACUGAAACUGCCGAUGAGAAGGAUACCCUUCCCAGCUCCACCGCGGCUAUGGGCGAUGCGGUGCCUCCGCCGCCGCCGCCGCAGCCUGUUCGGAAAGAUACGGCGGAGGAGAAUGGCGGUGGUGGCUGUGAAUAUGGGUGGACCGCCGAUGGGCUGCCGAUACAUGGGAGUGUGGUGGGGGAGCCGAUGGGUCGGGCCCAAUGGGAAACUGGUCUCUUCACUUGUCUUGGUCGCCAGGAUGAGUUCUGCAGCAGCGAUCUUGAAGUUUGUGUUAUUGGAAGUGUGGCUCCUUGUGUGCUGUAUGGAAGCAAUGCAGAGAGAAUUGGGUCUUCUAAUGGAACCUUUGCUAAUCACUGCAUGUCAUAUUCUGGACUCUACUUGAUUGGAACCUCAUUCUUUGGUUGGAACUGCCUUGCUCCAUGGUUUACUUAUCCUAGCCGAACCGCUAUCCGCCGAAUGUUCAAUCUAGAGGGUAACUGCGAGGCGCUUCAUAGGUCAUGUGGCUGUUGUGGAGUCUGUGUCGAAGAUGAGGUUCAGCGUGAGCACUGUGAAUCAGUCUUUGACUUUGCAGCUCAUGUCUUCUGCCACACAUGCGCACUUUGCCAGGAAGGCCGUGAACUCCGUCGACGGGUGCCUCAUCCUGGGUUCAAUGCUCGACCCGUGUUAGUCAUGAUUCCACCUGCAGAACAGUCGAUGGGGCGUGGAGCCUAAGCAUCCCAUUCCCUCAUGAAGUAAACCUAAUUGCCUGCCUCAUAUAGCUUCUCUUUAUGUUCCAUGGCAGUGGUGUCAUGCUGCUGGGGAUCUGCAUGAGAAUAUAUUCUGUGGCUGAUGAGAUCCGGAUGUUAAAUUUUCACGGGGAAAAAAUAUACUGACGAGGUUUUGUAUAAAUGAGAUGGGAUACCAUAUUUGUGGAUAUAUAUAUAUAUAUAUGUAACCUUCUUUUUAUGCAUAGAAGGUGUUGAAGAUUUCGUCGCCACCUGGACAGAUUUGUUUCCUUUCAUUUGAAUAUUGACAAGGAUUAAUGUUUCAAUUUGUAUUUUUAACUGCAUUGGAAUA
Molecule: messenger RNA, 1266 nt
Organism: Momordica charantia (bitter melon)
Lineage: Eukaryota; Viridiplantae; Streptophyta; Magnoliopsida; Cucurbitales; Cucurbitaceae
Product: PLAC8 family protein
Source: RefSeq, a predicted model, not a curated record